AUUCGACGAAUAUGGUCUCGGUACACAGAAGAAAUCCAUCGUUUCCGCAAACCUUUAAAUCCUUAGUAUUUUGUUUUAUGUAAUUUGCUGUCACAUCAUAAAAUUUUGACUUCUCCUGUAAAGCUUGCACCCUAAUCAAACUCAACAUGUCAGCCGAGAUUCGAAAGCCCUCGAUUAAUACGAAGCCCUACGAUGCCAUCAGCGUGGAAACACUGAAAGGCUCUCUAGCAGGGCGAGUUGUGGUAUUGACCGGCGCUGGAGGUGGCCUUGGACGUGGCGAAUGUGUGGCAUUCGCUAAAGCUGGUGCAAAGCUUGCUCUGCUCGAUAUUGAGCGCGCUGCCUCAGCCUUACAGACUACAGUGGAUGAUUGUGUGGCAUUGGGUGCUGAAGUCAAAAGCUACUUCUGCAAUGUUAUGGAUGCGGUAGAGUCAAGAAAGACGUUGAAGCAGAUCGUGGCAGACCUUGGUGAGGUGGACGUUCUCGUGAAUAACGCUGGAGGGACUAUUGAUAGACCAUUUCAUAUGGAGACCUUUGAUCAGUUCUGGGCUAUGAUUGAUUUGAACUUCAAGGCACCCAUGCUUUGGACGCACAUGCUGAUACCUGAAUUUCGGCGCCGCGGACACGGCAGGAUUAUCAAUAUCGCCUCUCGAUCUGCAACGGUGAACAGUCCUUUCAGCGCCAACUACGCCGCUGCAAAAGCUGCACUCGUACGCGCCAACGGUUGCUUGCAGUUUGAGCAGGACAUGGACGGAUUCCACGACAUCGAAAUCUACUCGCUACACCCGGGCGCGACCAAGACUGGCAUACAGAAAGCUCUCGACCAGGAUGUUGCAGAAGCAUACCCAGAAGGCGCUGCCGCCUAUGCCAAGUUCACCAAGGCAUUCAAGUGCGAGCCUGCAUUGUGUGGACAAACAUGCGUGUUCCUAGCUGCGGGACGAGGUACGGCACUGAAGGGGAGGUACUUUGAUUGUGAACAGGACAUUGGUUAUGUUGCGAGUAUGGGGAGUGUAAUACGUGAGCAAGGACUGUAUGAGUUGAAGGUUGAGUUUCUGGGCGGGCUACCAAAUGAUGGAGGCACUAUGCCAGAUUCUAUGUUGAAUGAACUGUAAAUUUAAGAUACAGCAGUAGGAUUGGC
Messenger RNA from Pseudogymnoascus verrucosus, 1135 nucleotides. RefSeq lists its product as uncharacterized. The transcript has 3 exons. Lineage: Eukaryota; Fungi; Ascomycota; Leotiomycetes; Thelebolales; Thelebolaceae. Gene Ontology annotation, cellular component: membrane. The record is from RefSeq and is a predicted model, not a curated record. Bases 147 to 1109 code for a protein of 320 amino acids.